AUGAGUGCCAGUGAGAAGUGCAUUUGUCAGUUGUGCGAGUGCGGGUGAGUAGAGCAUAUGAGUAGGGUAACUUAUAUUGUAGUAUAUGACUAUGUGUUGUAACUGGAAAUCAACCUAAGAUGUUGUGAUGGUCAAGAAGUUCUUAGAAUCCUUAAAUUAGUAUUACUGUAUGUAAUGAGCUUUGUUUUAUUAUUGAAUUGUAUUUAUUUCUGACCGUAAUCCUGCUUUUACAGUAACCACAAAUGUCCUCACGAGAACUCUGGUCGCUUGGUAGGUGAAGAUGGGGUACCAAUUGGUGGUACUGAAUACAAAGAAACUUUUGUACACAAAAAUGGAGCUAGAGAACGAGGACAAAGGACUUUACAUACGAGUUUGGGAAGAGACGGGGUAAGGAUGUCAUGGAUAAUACAUAUUCAUACCUUUUCAAUUGAUCAUAUUACUUUUUACGUUAUAAAUUUAUGUUAUGCUUACAAAACGUACGAUAAAGUAAUAUAUUUGUUUUACAGAGUAAUAUUAAUUACUUUUAAAUUCUUCAUAUUAAAUAUUGUGUUACAGGACACAUCAUUGGAUCUGAACACGACACAUCGAUCAGACUUUACAGGUAAGAAGGCAGAGUUCGUACGAGCUGGCAGACCAGUAACCAAUCGUCGACCGCCUUCUGGAGCCUUCGAAGGCCAGACUACUCACAGAAACGACUUUCAACAAAAAGAAGUGAGUAACAUAAUAUAAUAGCCCAAUAAUAUAACAACUAUUUAUAGUAGGCUUUUGUAUUAAUUACUAGAAGAGUUAUAGUAAUUUAAUACUGUUACUUUCAUUUAGGCCAGCAGAACAACACCAUAUCGACCAGAAGUUACAGCAUUUAGAAAUACAGAACCCUUAGAUGGACUGACAGUCCAGCGACAAGACUUCAUUCCUUUGGAUCUGGGACAACGAUCUUUGGUCAGACGUCCAAUUAGCACCUCGAGGCACUUGUCUAGUCAGCCCUUCCAAGUGAGUCAACAACAGGUCUGAAAGUUUGUAGAACACGGAUUUCAACAGGUCUAAAAGUUCGUAGAACACAAAAUUAAGAAUUGUAUGGUAUUUUACUAGGUGGUCAGAAAGUUUGUAGAAAUUCAACUAGAUCGGUCAAAAGAUAAAUAGAAGUCUAAAAAUUAUUGUUUUAGGGAGUUACAGAACAUCGACAACAAUACGAUGGACGACGAGGAUCAGUUACACGAGCUCAUCGACCAGUAAGCGGUUACGUACCCAAUUCAGAGCCAUUAGAUGCUACAACAACAUACAAACAUGGCUUUACGGAGAAAAGGGGUAAGAACUUUAUAAUAUUUUAGCGUUUUACUUGUCGUUUGUUUAACAUGGUUUUUUACUACAUAUAGUACUUUAUAUCUGAUUGAUCGGUCAACAAAAGCUUACGACUUUCAGCCGACCGGUCGCUUCCUCACCGACCAGCCAAUGAAAGAGUCGAACCGACCGAUCCAUUCGAAGGGUACACGACUCAUAGACAAGAUUUCACUCAAAAGGACAACAGACCUUGUCCUGCUGGACGAGUCUUGGCCAGAGCGUAGGUUUUAUAUUGAUAUGGAGACUAGGCCAGACCUGAAUUAUGGGCCCGGCCCUUUUUUCCUAUUGCUCAGACUGUUCCGGCCUGUUCUCUAUUUUUAGUCCUACAGUAGGUUGUUCAAAUGAUUCUGUGCUCCCUUUUAAAACAAAUUUUCAAGGCUUGGGGACACAGAAUUAUUUUAACAACCUUAUAUUAUCUUAAGGCUUGUUUCUUCUUAAAAAAUUUUAAAAUUUGAAUUUUUUGUUUCCCGCCAAAUCUAAAUUUAAAUUUUUUACAGAUUCGAUAUUAAUUUUCGUAUUUUACAAACAGAAAAAUUAAUUUACUUUAUGUUUUACCUACUUUACAGUGAUCGAAACUACGAACAUGUCGCUCACAGGAACGGUCAUCGCUAUUACCGUCGUGUGGGGCUACAGAGCGGGCAGGGACGACAAAUGACUAGAGUGGGGUAA
Molecule: messenger RNA, 2007 nt
Organism: Bursaphelenchus okinawaensis
Lineage: Eukaryota; Metazoa; Nematoda; Chromadorea; Rhabditida; Aphelenchoididae
Source: the annotation of a GenBank genome assembly